Messenger RNA from Tilletiaria anomala UBC 951, 3312 nucleotides. RefSeq lists its product as uncharacterized. The record is from RefSeq and is a predicted model, not a curated record. The transcript is spliced from 5 exons. Gene Ontology annotation, cellular component: GATOR1 complex. Lineage: Eukaryota; Fungi; Basidiomycota; Exobasidiomycetes; Georgefischeriales; Tilletiariaceae. The coding region runs from base 1 to 3312 and encodes 1103 amino acids. Gene Ontology annotation, biological process: cellular response to amino acid starvation; TORC1 signaling; negative regulation of TORC1 signaling.
AUGGUAUCUUCCAGGGGAGAUGCACUCGAGAUUUUGCGAGGCGGCCCCCAUCCAGACGCCUCACCAAGUGCUUCUGGCCAUGCCCAUCCAGUUGUCGAUAAUUGCGUUGCCCCUCCUCGGCCACAGUCCAUUGUGCCCUGGAAUGGCGGUGGACGCAGCAGCACCUCACACUCGCCGCUGCUAGCGGUGUUGCUCGUCACCUCUUCAUCCCGUGGAUCCCACGUUGCCUUUCGCUGGCCGCGCAAACCACGAGUGUUGAAGCGGCAUUCCAGAGUCCGGUACUAUGCAGCGGAAGAGGAAGAGGAAGAGUUACAUUUCAGCAAGCCCGACAGUCACGAUCAAGAUAUCCUUCUGCCAAGAGGACAUCGAAACCAGGCCUUCAGCACGGUCCAGGACAAAGCUACAGCCGUUAGAGCAGCCGAUCUUCCGCGACAAGGAAGGCGUGAAACGCUGGGUCGCCUCGGUGUCAAUGGUUUGGACGCAGCUCUCACGGUCAGCGAAGUCGACUUUGAGCAGCAUCAUGAACAUUUGGGUGCUUUCUGGAGCGACGAUCAAGGCAGCAUCACGAGCCCGUCUGAAUCAUCCAUCUCAUCGUCUUCCAACGAGGCUGAAACCGGCAGUGGAGAAGAAAAAACUGCGGUGGGCAGCUUGGGGGCCAGUCUUCGUGUCUCUAUUUCUGGGCCCGGCCUUGCAGCCAGCAUGGGCUCAGCGAGUGCGGUUCGACGAUAUUCACGCUCCACGCCGGCUCAAACGCGCUCGAAGCACCCGGCUGCUUCGAAUCGGCCUCGUUGGGAAGUCGAGCAAGACUCGCGCCGCGAAUCGGAUGCUGGAGGCUCAGACGUCGGCGGCGGUAGCUCGGUCCCCAAUACCAACGACGAAGAAAGACCGGCCAGUCGAGAACGUGACCGGGACCGUGAGCGCAAUAUCCGCGCACACAAGAUGUACCUCGGCUACGAAUGCGAUUUUCUGGCAUCCUUACUCAGUCCAAAGCAAGACCUUUGCCACCAGAAGUUCGAGAUGGUCAUCGACGACUUAGCGUUUGUCGGCCAUCCUGUCUCGCUGGAUCAUUCAGAAAUGGACGCGGCGGAAGAUGAAUUCGAGCAGCGAGGACGCAAAGAAGGAAGACGCGCCGAUGACUUUGGUGCGCCGCAAGAGCAUUCUUCAGGCGCUUGCGAAGGGCGGCUACCCAAAACCAAGCUCGACUUGUUCCACCUCGUCCUCGUUGUGGAUCGGCCCGAUCCGUCUGCUGGUACGGCAGUGCUCGACCUCACGUCCUAUCUUCAGUUCUUCUACGACAAUGUCGUCUUCAAAAUGACAGCCGCGCUGUAUGCGGAGCAGCUCCGCGUCAAUUAUAUUUCAGAAGAGGCAGAGAAGCUCGUUGCUUUGAGAGAACGCUGCAUCGACGAUGGCCAAUCACUCUCCGCUUAUACUGCGCAAUGCCUCGGCAUGUCAUCGCUAGCAAGCUCCAUUCGAGACUUGUACGGUUCGUUGUCCGCCUCCUCGGACGCGUUCGUCACCAUCAAUGACAGCAUCGAGGUCCAUCUACAACUCCCGCCCAUUCUUCGCUCGAGUGCCCAGCUGCUAAAAUUGCCAGAUGUCGAGACAGAUAUCGACCCGCUCGACCCGCUCUUCCUCAGCGGAGGCGGCUUCGCUGGCCUGGGUAGGGAUCCCGCGUCCUUGGCGCGUUUCAUGGACUUGGAGCCGGAUGACUUGCUCUACGAAGAGUGGACGCGCACAACAGGCGCUUAUCUGCUACCAUGGAAGACGUUGCUGCUCAUGAAUGACUGGCAUGAUGACAACGACGUGGACCUUCCUCCUGGACCCUUCCGAUACGAGCCAGAACAUGGCAAAAACCGAAGUCCUGACGGCGUGGGCCUUGAACCGUGGGCGCGCAAAUUUACGAGGCUGCUGCAACCGACUCUGGCCGGCAUUCCUACGUUUGCCGAGCUUGCCGAUCUGCUUGGGUGGGACUUGUAUGAGGACGUCUAUCCCAUGGCGCGGCAUUUGAUCUACUAUGGCGAGGCCAAAGUCGUCGACGUGCCACGCCUCAAGAGCAUGUAUGCCAAUUCACCCCUGCUCGAGCUUUCAGAUCUCCCCGAGCUCAGCAUCAUAUGGGCCCAGACAUUUACUGAACUUGCGCCGCUCCCUGCUUUCCUGGCAAGCCUCUCGCAAACCGUACAACCAUACAGCAAGCUUCCGGACUUUCAAGACGGUUCUGUUAGCAAAGCGACGAGCCUGCAAGCUCUCAUCUGGCUUCUGCGUGAGGAUGUCAUAGUGCACAUGCACGUCCGCCUGCGUCUGAUUGCGCGCAGUGAGAUCAAGGUUAAGUGGAAACAGCAAAAACAGGAAGCAGAUGAGGAGCGACGUAAGGCGAAGCAGAACAAAGAACAAUCUUCUGUGGCAGAGAACCGCGGGGAUUCCGGGCGCAAGAUCCGAAAGGAGCCCUCGGGCGAGAGUUCCGAUUCUGUACACGCUGUGCGAGGCCGCACUCGUGCGAGGUCACGGUCCGUCGACGCAAGUCCAGACCGUUUCCAGACCCCAGGCUCUUGCGUGGCAAUCACAGAAACACUUUCGAAAUCCGGAACUGGCGACGGGAAACUGCCAGAUGAAGCACUGCGGUUUGAGAGACGAGCGGUACUUCGAUCGCGAUCCCCGUCAAACUUGAUCUCCGAACUUCAACUUGGUGAUGUGUCCAAGGAGGCGGGAGUCAGAGGUCGAAGGCGCUACAUGCAGGACCCUGAAAAAGUAGCCGUGGGAUCUUACGGAACUGUUUUCAGCGAGCCAGCCAUGCGUGACCGCACACCUGUCGGUAGGCCGGCUCGGGCGUUGUCACGCAAAGGAAGGAGUCCUUCGAGAGCAAGGAAGACCAUCAAAGGAUUCGGAGAAGGCGAACAAGUCGCAUACGAUGAGGCCGAAAUGUCGCCCACACCUCAGGAAAAUAAAGGAGAUCGCACAUCGCCGCUUCUAAAGCUCAGAGAGAGAAACGGCAAGGAGCCGUUGUUGGAGGAGCAGGAAGACGGAUCGGUCUCGGCCGUGGAGGACGACAGCGAUGACGAAUGGGUUUCCGCCAGCACUGAAGCCACGCUCAUAGGCGAGCCGAGCCGCGCGAGCAGGCAGGAAAAUGAGUGGAUCGCAGUGAUGGCAGAAGACAAAGAGCCGUGGCUAUCGCAGCGAUUCAAUCGCUUGCUGCCAUACCUGAAUGGCAAGCAUACCCUUGAUGAAAUCGCUUACCGCGAAGAAAUGCGGAGAAGGGAGCUUAAAAUUGUUCUUGAAGCCUUCAGAGCGGACAUCAUCACGUUCUUACACCCUUAA